Schistocerca cancellata (South American locust) is the source of this 1284-nucleotide messenger RNA. RefSeq lists its product as uncharacterized. Gene Ontology annotation, molecular function: single-stranded DNA binding. Gene Ontology annotation, biological process: double-strand break repair via homologous recombination. Lineage: Eukaryota; Metazoa; Arthropoda; Insecta; Orthoptera; Acrididae. The coding region runs from base 394 to 1035 and encodes 213 amino acids. Gene Ontology annotation, cellular component: Shu complex. The transcript has 4 exons. The record is from RefSeq and is a predicted model, not a curated record.
CCAUAGAAGGUCGAAGAUACUCGCAAUAUAUAUGUAAUCUGUGAUUAUAGCGGGAGAUUGUGAGGUUGAAAUGAACAAAUGGUAAAAUGAGGGAUUGAAGAAGCUUAAAAAAUAUAGUUGGAACUGGAAGGAAGAAUGUUGUGGAAAAGCCAAUGAAACCCAAAGACAUUGAUACAUUACUGUUGCUUGGGUCGCUUGAUGUCAAUCAUUCCAUUUUUCUUUAUCAGUGCUACACUGUUUUUCGGCUUACUGCAAGAAAAAUGCCCACUAUGUAUAUUGACAUAAAUAAAUACGCAAGCGAUUAACGAAGAGAGGAUAGGUACUUGGUCGUGCCCGUGGCGAAGGAACGAUCGCGACAUUGGAAAACCAAAAUUAGGACGACUGGACACGAGUAUGAUCUUACAGUAUCGGAGGCCAGUGCCUUACCAAAUGACAUUGUUUGCAGUUCAUUGGGCUCAGCAAGGGAAGAAAGUUCUUCAUAUCUCGGUGAGACGGUAUUCUCAAAUUCCACCACAGAUUCAUGGCCUGUGCAGUCCAGGAACUGAAGUUUUUAGCUUAAUUAGAUUUGUGUACCUACCAACAUGGCAGGAUCUUCUGAAGUUCCUUUACACUAUCCACACACAUGCAUCCAUUCCAUAUGUUAUAUUGUUGGAAGGAUUGGAAGAUUAUUGUAUUAUGAAUGAUCAUUCUCAUCCAUCGACUGAAAAACAUGAAAAUGAGAUGCUGAAUGCCCUGAUCUGUGGAUCUUUGCUGGAUGCUGCUUCUGUUUGUGCAAAGUACUCUAAAGAUAAAGCUGUACUGGUUGUUUCAGUUAAACAUGAUAGCCCACAGGCAUCUGUAGUUCAGACUCUUGUAGACACAUUCUUCUUCAAUUCCGUUUGGUUACAAAAUGUUGAGGGUGAAAAUGGAGAAAUCAUUCGUAUAAAAAGUUUGAUGUCAUAUCCUAGUCAAGAACAAAGAACAGUUCUUGAAUUUGAAUGUAAGUCUGAGGGUGAUGUGUUUUUGAAGAAGAUACUAAAAUUUUUCAAGCAGUGAGUAGCAGCUGGUGUUGUGUUUGCUGCUGCUGCUGCUGCUGCUGCUGCUGUUAUUGUUGUUAUUAUUGAGAAUAUGAGUUAUUUUAAAGAGACAGAAAUUUAAAAUGUCAAAUGAUUUCCUCAGUAUUUGCAAUAUUGAAAUAUUAGCACAAUUAUUUCCUUCUGAACACGAAAACAACAAAUGCACAUAAAGGAAAUGAAUUGUAUUUAUAUUUAUUUAUAAAUAAAACCCAGUUGAUUUGUUCACUUA